Messenger RNA from Paramecium tetraurelia, 972 nucleotides. RefSeq lists its product as uncharacterized. Gene Ontology annotation, molecular function: cysteine-type endopeptidase activity. NCBI's taxonomy places the organism in Eukaryota, Ciliophora, Oligohymenophorea, Peniculida, Parameciidae. Gene Ontology annotation, cellular component: lysosome. The transcript has a single exon. The record is from RefSeq and is a predicted model, not a curated record.
AUGAAAUAAUUCUUAACAGCAGCAAUAGUAACUCUAUUAAUGACAGCUGGUUAUUAUCAUCUUUAAGAGGAUGAUACAAAUGAUUUCGAGAGAUGGGCAUUGAAAAAUAACAAAUUUUACACAGAAAGCGAAAAAUUGUACAGAAUGGAAAUUUAUAAUUCAAACAAAAGAAUGAUCGAAGAACACAAUUAAAGAGAAGAUGUCACUUACUAAAUGGGUGAAAAUUAAUUUAUGACUCUCUCUCAUGAAGAAUUCGUGGAUCUUUAUUUAUAAAAGAGUGAUUCUUCUGUAAAUAUUAUGGGAGCUUCUUUACCAGAGGUUUAACUUGAAGGAUUGGGUGCUGUUGAUUGGAGAAAUUACACAACAGUCAAAGAGUAAGGUUAAUGCGCAUCUGGGUGGGCCUUUUCUGUCAGUAACUCAUUGGAGGCAUGGUAUGCCAUAAGAGGAUUUUAAAAAAUAAAUGCAUCAACAUAACAAAUUGUUGACUGUGAUUAUAACAAUACUGGAUGCAGUGGAGGUUAUAAUGCCUAUGCUAUGGAAUAUGUAUUGAGAGUAGGAUUAGUAAGCAGCACAAAUUAUCCAUAUGUUGCCAAAAACUAAACUUGCAAAUAAUCAAGAAAUGGUACUUAUUUCAUUAAUGGUUACUCAUUUGUUGGAGGAUCUUAAUCUAAUUUAUAAUACUACCUCAAUAACUACCCAAUAUCAGUAGGAGUUGAAGCUAGCAAUUGGUAAUUUUAUAGAUCAGGAUUAUUCUCAAACUGUUCAUCCAAUGGAACCAAUCAUUAUGCUUUGGCAGUAGGUUUUGACUCAGCUAAUAAUUGGAUUGUCUAAAAUUCAUGGGGAACUCAAUGGGGUGAAAGUGGAAAUAUCAGAUUGUAUCCUCAAAACACAUGCGGAAUCUUAAAUUAUCCUUACCAAGUUUAUUGAGGAUUUUUAUACAUUUAAAAAAUAAAUAUAGAUUUUUUAUAUAAA